Molecule: messenger RNA, 495 nt
Organism: Dibothriocephalus latus
Lineage: Eukaryota; Metazoa; Platyhelminthes; Cestoda; Diphyllobothriidea; Diphyllobothriidae
Source: the annotation of a GenBank genome assembly
UUUGAAAGUCAACCACCAGCUUACGCUGAUGCCUUGGACUACCUCAACAUGAUCUUCACAGGCGUUUUUACAGUGGAAUUCGUCCUCAAGCUUACUGCAUUUGGCUUCAAAAACUACUUUAGCGAUCCCUGGAACGUGUUCGACUUCAUUAUCGUCGUCGGUAGUUUUGUCGACAUCGUGCUGUCACACAUUGCCGCGCUGCCGUAUGUUGCACUGCUGAUUCUGAUGCUCUUCUUCAUCUAUGCUGUGAUCGGGAUGCAGAUGUUUGGAAAGAUUGGGUUAAACAACCCGGACAGUGCAAUUACUGUGAAUACUAAUUUUCAGACCUUUCCACAAGCGGUUCUUGUACUUUUCCGCUCUGCUACAGGAGAAGCUUGGCAGGACAUCAUGUUCAGUUGUAAUUUGGAACGGGUGCUCAAUUCGAAACUGUUCACUGACAUUGCCCAUCAGCCUAGCAGGUUAACUGCAAUACCCCCAGAGUACUCGAAGCAAUAA